Molecule: messenger RNA, 2367 nt
Organism: Myripristis murdjan (pinecone soldierfish)
Lineage: Eukaryota; Metazoa; Chordata; Actinopteri; Holocentriformes; Holocentridae
Product: GTPase IMAP family member 8-like
Molecular function (GO): GTP binding
Source: RefSeq, a predicted model, not a curated record
AUGGAAUGGAUAAAAACAGACAGCGACAGGUCUUGCCGGAGUUUUGAAGUUCGCGGUGUUGACGGCGGAGCGGACCAGCUGGUUAUAGCAGGAGCCAGGAGAGGAGAGCAGCGUGCGGAGCUGGAGCUAAGGCUCGGGAUGGAUCGGCCGCUUGCUGGAAUGGAGUCACGCAGGAGAAACGCUGCGGUUCAGGGCAGUCAAGAGACGCUGGAGUCCACUGAGACCAGCUUAGACCUCCAGCCCUGUUAUGCUGCUGUCAGAAUGGCCAAGCUCAGUGUUUACCAUCGAGAGUCCACCAUAUAUAACGAUGAGGUGCUCAGGAUUGUGCUGGUGGGGAAGACUGGAGGUGGGAAGAGUGCAACUGGAAACACCAUCCUGGGAAGAAAACACUUUAAAUCAAAGUUCGGCCCCACGUCUCUGACUGUUAAAUGUCGUAAGGUUAGAGGUGUGGUGAAUGGUCAGAGGAUUGCUGUUAUCGACACUCCAGGCCUGUUGACAAGAUAUAACCUUGAGAAAACAGUGAAAGAUAUGACCCAGUGCAUUUCUUUUGCUGCUCCUGGUCCUCAUGUCUUCCUGAUAGUGAUCAGGCUGGGCAGAUACACAGAGGAGGAGAAGAAGACGGUGCAGAAGAUUCAGGAAACCUUUGGUGAAGAUGCAAACAAAUACAGCAUGGUUCUCUUCACUUAUGGAGACGAGCUGGAGGAUACCUCCAUUGAAGAGUUCCUGGAGUACAGCGAAGAGCUGCAAAAGCUUGUGAACCAAUGUGACGGCCAGUAUCAUGUCUUCAAUAAUAAGAAGCAGGAUGGCUCCCAGGUCACCAAGCUGCUGAGGAAAAUCAGACAAAUAACAAAGAAGAACAGAGGAAGCCAUUACACAAAUGAGAUGUUCCAAGAUGCUGAGAGGAAACUAGAGGAGGAGCUCAGGAUCGUGCUGGUGGGGAAGACUGGAAUUGGGAAGAGUGCAACUGGAAACACCAUCCUGGGAAGAAAACACUUGAAAUCAAAGUUCUGUGCCAAGUCUAUGACUGUUGACUGUGCUAAGGCUACAGGUGUGGUGGAUGGUCAAGAGGUUGCUGUUAUCGACACUCCAGGCUUGUUUGACACAAGAUAUAACCAAGAGAAAACACUGAUAGAUAUAUCCCAGUGCAUUUCUUUUGCUGCUCCUGGUCCUCAUGUCUUCCUGAUAGUGAUCAGGCUGGGCAGAUACACAGAGGAGGAGAAGAAGACGGUGCAGAAGAUUCAGGAAACCUUUGGUGAAGAUGCAAACAAAUACAGCAUGGUUCUCUUCACUCAUGGAGACCUGCUGGAGGAGACCUCCAUUGAAGAGUUCCUGCAGUACAGCAAAGACCUGCAAGACCUUGUGAACCAAUGUGACGGCCAGUAUCACGUCUUCAAUAAUAAGGAGCAGGAUGGCUCCCAGGUCACCAAGCUGCUGGAGAAAAUCAGACAUAUAAUAGACAAGAAUGGAGGAAGCCAUUACACAAAUGAGAUGUUCCAAGAUUCCACCAUAUAUAACAAUGAGGAGCUCAGGAUCGUGCUGGUGGGGAAGACUGGAAUUGGGAAGAGUGCAACUGGAAACACCAUCCUGGGAAGAAAACACUUUGAAUCAAAGUUCAGCCCCACGUCUACGACUGUUAAAUGUGCUAAGGCUACAGGUGUGGUGGAUGGUCAAGAGGUUGCUAUUAUCGACACUCCAGGCUUGUUUUACACAAGAUAUGACCAAGAGAAAACACUGAAAGAUAUGACCCAGUGCAUUUCUUUUGCUGCUCCUGGUCCUCAUGUCUUCCUGAUAGUGAUCAUGCUGGGCAGAUACACACAGGAGGAGAAGAAGACGGUGCAGAAUCUUCAGGAAACCUUUGGUGAAGAUGCAAACAAAUACAGCAUGGUUCUCCUCACUCAUGGAGACCUGCUGGAUGCCUCCAUUGAAGAGUUCCUGGAGUACAGUGAAGAGCUGCAAGACCUUGUGAACCAAUGUGAUGGCCAGUAUCACGUCUUCAAUAAUAAGAAGCAGGAUGGCUCCCAGGUCACCGAGCUGCUGGAGAAAAUCAGACAUAUAAUAGACAAGAACGGAGGAAGCCAUUACACAAAUGAGAUGUUCCAAGAUGCUGAGAGGAAACUAAAGGAGGAGAAAGAACAAAUCUUAAGAGAGAAGGAGGAAGAAGUCCGCAAAGAGAGAGAGGAACUGCAGAAGGAAGUAGAGAGGAAAUAUGAAGUGCAACUGAAGAAAAUAAAUGAGCAACUCCAAGCUGAGAGGGAGCGUGAGAAGGAGAGAGAGGAGGAGAGGGAGAGGGAGAGGGAGAGGGAAGAGAGAGAGAAGAGGAAGAGAGAGAGGGAAAAGAUAGAUGAGGAGAGGAGGAAGGAAAAGGAA